Molecule: messenger RNA, 3881 nt
Organism: Ictalurus furcatus (blue catfish)
Lineage: Eukaryota; Metazoa; Chordata; Actinopteri; Siluriformes; Ictaluridae
Gene: lrp13a
Product: low-density lipoprotein receptor related-protein 13
Exons: 18
Coding region: 31-3729 (1232 amino acids)
Molecular function (GO): protein binding; calcium ion binding
Source: RefSeq, a predicted model, not a curated record
AUUAGGCUAAUAAUUGAACAACGGCGUUAAAUGAAUGCACUUAGUGCGGCUCGUGCGCCUAUAAAUGAGCAGGGCGUGCGCAGGUCCCUGUUUGCAGUCAUGCGGGCGGUGCGGAUUUUGCGGGUGUUGUGGACGCUGAGCAUCGCGGCCUGGACUCUCUCUGCUCUUCUGCCAGGUGUUCGUGUGAGUGCCCAGGAGCCUCUGCGCUGUCGGGUUGGCUUCAUUCCGUGUAAAGAUGGUUCUGAGUGUGUGCUUCACAGCCAUGUGUGUGAUGGAGAGAAGGACUGUCCUGAUGGCUCUGAUGAAGAGGCGUGUUCCUCCGUGUGCACUGUUGGUCAGUUCCAGUGUGCUCAUGGGAAGAUGUGUGUCGAGAAGAAGCAGUUGUGUGAUGGUGUAGCACAGUGCCAGGACAGAUCAGAUGAGGUGGACUGUUUUAACCCAGAGGAGGGCUGCUUUCACCGCUGCGACAAAAAACGCUGCCUUUCUGAAUCGUUUAUCUGUGACGGAGAAGCCGACUGUGAAGACGGCAGUGAUGAAGCUGACUGUGGCGACGGGCGCUGCAGCAGUGGUGAAUUCCAGUGCAGUAACGGUCAAUGUGUGUCCAUCAACAUGCGUUGUGACAGUUAUCCAGACUGCCAAGAUCACUCGGAUGAGGAUGGGUGUGUGUCACAGGCGGAGUGUGCUGCUGAUCAGCUUCAUUGCCUAGACAAUCAGCAGUGUGUGCUGCAGGAGUGGAUCUGUGAUGGAGAGAACGACUGCAAGGACAUGUCCGAUGAACAGAACUGUACAGAGUCUUCGGUGGAGUGUGGAGAGUUUCAGUGGCCGUGUGCGUCUCAGACUCGGUGUGUUCCUCAGAGCUGGCGCUGCGAUGGCACCAAAGACUGCAGAGACGAGAGCGACGAGGCCGGAUGUGAGCCUGUAUCUUGCCCCCCUGAUCAGUUCCAGUGCGACAGUUUGGAGUGUUUGGACCCCUCGCUCCUCUGUAAUGGUGACGCUGACUGUGCAGACAAAUCAGAUGAGGGAGGAGCCUGCAAGAGUGACACAUGUUCUGACCAAUCGCAAUGUGCACAGGACUGCUACAGAGCGCCCAAAGGAACACGCUGCUGGUGCAGGAAAGGUUACGAGCCAGUAGACGGUGGGGUGAAGUGUGUGGAUGUGGACGAGUGUGUGAAGACUCCAGAUGUGUGUGAUCACUCCUGUAUGAACUCGGGUGGCUCGUAUGAGUGCUCCUGUAAUCGGGGUUAUAUCCUGGAGCCUGAUGGACACAGCUGUAAGAUUACAGGUAAAGAGGAAAAUGAGGGAUACCUGUUAGCCUCUAUAGAGUCAGACAUCUUCCUCGUCAAUCUCAGGAGCACCACCCUCAAAGUUCUCUCCUCUGAGAAGCAACCUGUCCUUUCUCUGGAUUACGACUGGAAGGAGCAGAAAGUGUACUGGAUAAACAUGGAUGCUGAGGCUAUAAUGUGGACUACACUAGACCAGAAUAGCAGAGGAACGCUAAUCCAAGGCAUCAGGACGGAGUGUGUAGCAGUGGAUUGGGUGGGGCGGAACCUGUACUGGACAGACAGCGCAGAAAGACAAAUAAAUGCAGUGUGCUUGGACGGUUAUAGGGCAGAGCCUGUGGUCAUUGUGGACGACAAUGUAGACGAACUGCGUUCACUGGCCUUGCUACCUCAAAAAGGUGUGAUGUUCUGGUCAGAAACGGGUGAUGAGGCUCAGAUUGAGAGAGCAGGGAUGGAUGGCUCAAACAGACGAGUGUUGGUGCGUCGCUCUCUGCACUGGCCUGUGGGUUUAGCAGUGGAUCUGCUUCAGAACCGGCUCUACUGGGCUGAUGAGAAACUGCCCUGUAUCGGAUCAGCCACACUGGAUGGAGAUGAUGUUAAAAUCCUGCAGCUGGAGACUCAGAGUCCAUUCUCAUUAUCAGUGCUUGGAAAUUUGGUCUACUGGUCUGACAAACACAGAGGAACCAUCCAGAAAGCUCAGAAGAUGACGGGAAAGCAGCAAGUGGUUCUGCUCAAACGGCUCGGCCAACCAUUGAGUCUCAAGGGAAUCUGCAAAUGCCCACUUCAACUCCUGCUGAAUGAUGAUGGACUGACGUGUUCCAAGCUAGAUGACCCCUUCCUUCUGCUCAUGUCCCCCACUUCAAUAUCACGGGUCUCUGUACAAAGCAGAACUUCAGGCAUUGGUCUUCAUGACUGGCCGGAGCAUCAGAGAUUUGAUCUCCCUGAAGCGAAGGUAGCUACAGCUUUUGACCUGGUCCUGAGGGAACAGGUGCUCUACAUUUGGGACGCAACCACUGGUGCCAUGGGCCUGUUUAAACUGAAGGAGGCGGGUGUAACAUGGCGUGGGACGCUGUUUAAGCUGAGGAAGGGUUCGAUAGCAGCGAUGGCUGUUGAUUACAGCACACUGAAUGUGUUCUGGAGCUCCACAGAUCAACCUGGUGUGUACGUGACUUCAGCAAAUGGAAUAAACACUGCCCUGAUCAUUGACAAAGGCAGGGUGCAGGCCAUCGCUCUGCACCCUCCGUCAGGGCGGCUGUGUUUCAGUAAUGCUGAGCUGCAAGGAACAGGAACUCGUCUGGAGUGCACCUACAUGGAUGGAGGGAACCGCACUGUGGUUUGGGAUGGAGCCAUUAAUCCAGUCUCACUGAGCCUCUCGAAUGAUGGGACCAUGCUUUACUGGGCCGACACUAGUCUGGGACUCCUCACCUCAGUUAGAAUUGAUGGAUCUGAACAUAAGGUCUUGACAAGUGAGGAGCCUGUAGUGGCGUUCACAUUAGCCAGCAAUAUCCUUGUCUGGCUCACAAAGACUGAUUCCAUAAAGUGCUGGUUCAGUGAGGAUCAUCAGACAGCGAAGAUGUGGUUUAAGGUGAAAACGGACGUGCUGGACAUAAAGGCUUUCCAUAAACCCAGUCAGAACGGCACUAAUUUGUGCUCCAGUGGAAAUGGUGGCUGCAGUCAGCUGUGCUUGGCGUUUCCAGGUGGAAGGACAUGCCGCUGUGGGUGGGGUUUCCUCUCCACUGAUGAAAUGAGCUGCGGCAUUGACCCACGAUGCCCAUCGGGCACCAAGCCAUGUCUCCGUGGAGAAGAAUGUGUACCCCUAGAGAAGUUCUGCAAUGGUGAUCCAGACUGUACUGACGACUCGGAUGAGAUCUGUGUCCAAGACCAAGCUAAAUCUGCUGAGGGUGUUGCUCCAAAAGUUCGUCCCAGCUCUAAAACUCCACUUCCACCACGGCCAAGAGCUUCUGCUGGCCCUGGUUUAGUGAAGAAAAUCAGCACCAGCAUUGGCUUGUCUCCAAAAUCCUUCCAUCCAUCUGUUCCUGAAGUAGUGGACAGUCCUACGUCUCUCAGGCCUGACCCGAGUGACGUUAAGGUGGAAAGUGUGGACUCUGAAACGUGUGGGGCGAGGCAGUGUAAUGGGAACGGCGAGUGUGUGUUGGAUGGACAGAUGACUUGCAAAUGUGCGUUGGGUUACGGAGGAGAGCACUGUGAGCAUGAGGUCGGCGGGAUCAUGCAGGGGCCGGUCAUCUACGCCACCUUGGGAUUGGCUGUCGGAGUCAUUGUCCUUGGACUCAUCGUUGGAAUUAUACAGAAGAAGAAGGCUGCAAAUCGGAGGCAAGCAAGACCGAUCGUGAGGGAAACCAGUAUGAGGGAUCUGUCAAACAGACCCCAGGCCACACCCACACAACAGAACAGCAAAUCGACAGAUCCCGAGAACCCAGAGGUCCUUUAAAGAUGGACAACUUGAUUUUCUCAAACCUCUCUGUUGGUGUGUUUAAGUCUAACUCUGAUUUCCUCUCAGCCACAGGUUGUGAUGUCAUCAGGGGAUUAGGUCAUGUCAAGCUUCCUGUGCAGCAUCUUUUCAUGAAAUAGUUGCUGCUGUUU